Messenger RNA from Castor canadensis (American beaver), 2947 nucleotides. NCBI's taxonomy places the organism in Eukaryota, Metazoa, Chordata, Mammalia, Rodentia, Castoridae. The record is from RefSeq and is a predicted model, not a curated record.
AUGGUGCUUCCUAACUGUGCUGACCGGGGCUUAGCUCCACAGCCCCCUAAUCGGUGUCCCCAUGAGGACAUCGAGGCACAGAGGGAGACUGAUGCGGCCAUGGCCAUUGUCUCAGAGGACAACAUGGGUCACAGUUCCAACUCCACUUACAGACUGAUAAGUGACCAGCUCAGGGCUGACCAGGACCCUGUGCAGGAGAAGUUGCUGGACCGCCCCGCUCCACUCCUGCCGAGGCCCGAGGACCGCUUCAACGGUGCCUACCUCAUCUUCUUCAGCCUGGGCAUUGGUGGCCUACUGCCAUGGAGCUUCUUCAUCUCCGCCAAGGAGUACUGGGCAUUCAAACUCCGCAACUGCUCCAACCUGGCCUCUGGGAAGGACCCCGAGGACUCAGACAUCCUGAACUACUUUGAGAGCUACCUUGCCAUCGCCUCCAACGCACCCUCUUUGCUGUGCCUCUUAGCCAACUUCCUGCUUGUCAACAGGGUUCCAGUCCGUGUCCGCGUCCUGGCCUCGCUGGCCACCACGCUGGCCAUCUUCGUGGCGAUGGCCGUGCUGGCGAAAGUGGACACAUCCUCCUGGACCCGAGGCUUCUUUACUCUCACCGUCAUCUGCACGGCCAUCACCAGCGGCUCCUCCACGGUGCUCACCAGCAGUGUCUUUGGCCUGACGGGCCGCUUCCCCAUGAGGAACGCCCAGGCGCUGAUCUCAGGAGGAGCCAUGGGAGGGACCAUCAGCGCUGUGGCCUUGCUGGUGGACCUGGUGGCAUCCAGUGAUGUGAGGGACAGCGCCCUGGCCUUCUUUCUGACAGCUGCCGCAUUCAUAGGGCUGUGCAUGGGGCUCUACCUACUGCUACCCCGGCUGGAGUAUGCCAGGUACUACACAAGGUCUGCUUAUCCAUCCCGUGUGUUUUCUGGUGAAGAGGAGCUGUCACAGGACUCCCCCAGUUCCCCCUUGGUGGCUUCUGUUUCUCAAGAGUUGCAUAUUCCGCCCCUCCGGCCCAUCCUGAAGAAGACUGCUGGCCUGGGCUUCUGUGUCAUCUAUGUCUUCCUCAUCUCUGGUCUCAUCUUCCCUGCCAUCUCCACCAACAUUGAGUCCCUGCACAAGGACUCCGGCUCACCAUGGACCACCAAGUUCUUUGUGCCACUCACUGUCUUCCUCCUGUACAACUUUGCCGACCUGUGUGGCCGGCAGAUCACAGCCUGGAUCCAGGUGCCUGGCCCCAAAAGCAAGGUGCUCCCUGCGUUGGUGCUUCUGCGCACCUGCUUUGUCCCCCUCUUCGUGCUCUGUAACUACCAGCCCCGCCUCCAUCUGACCGUAGUGCUCUUCCAGUCUGACCUCUAUCCUAUGUUCUUCAUCUGCCUGCUGGGGCUCAGCCACGGCUACCUCAGCACCCUAGCUCUCAUCUAUGGGCCCAAGAUCGUGUCCCGAGACCUGGCCGAGGCCACUGGGGUGGUAAUGUCCUUCUACAUAAGCAUGGGCUUGAUGCUGGGCUCUGCGUGCUCAGCCCUUGUGGAACACCUCAUCUAGGAGCGGGGAGCAAGAACAUUGGUGCUGCACAAGACUCGGGCCCUGGGAGUUCGAUGGGCAGGGCGGCAGGGGCUCAAAUGCUAAGAGGGAGGUGCUGGCUCUUUACUUGGUGCAGAAAAUCACAUCCGGCCUCCCUCGCUCCUAGGAUGCUGGUGAGCUACAUCCUUGCCUGGCCUGUGCAAGGAGACACUGCACACACUUCCACAGGACACUCUGGAGCCACACAUGGACAGGGCAUCACCUUCAGAGCCAAUGAGUCACCUUGUGUGACUCCUGAGUUGUCACAGGGCCAGAAUUCACUGACCCUGUAAUCCACUGGCAUCUGUAAUCUCCAGCCUCACUCCUUCCAGCUGACACCAGGAAGGGAGCAAAUUCUCAGUCCUUCCUACUCUGAAGGGAACACCUGGAUUUGAAGUCCCCAUGAAAUGGCCAGUCCUCAGCCCCAAGACACACUUGCUCUAGUCGCUGUGCUCUGAGAGUGCCCACCAACCUGACGAGAAAGCCCAGAAAGAUGCUUCCCAAACCCUUCCUGGCCUCAGCUGGGGCGCUGAGGACCUCUUUGGGUCAGGGGACUGAGCAUGGCAGGCCUGGGUUUUCAAAUAGGGAUUGUGGAGCUUCGUGGUCUACAACCUGGGCCAGAGCAGUGGUCUUUGAAUGUUAGUGUUUACAGCCUGUCAAAGCCUUGGUUCAAGGACAUAUGAAUACUGGCCUUUCAGCAUGGCCUUAUUGGUGUCUAUCAGAUGUGGUCCUGGGAGGAAGCAGCACAUUAAGAUUGGAUAAUUUGGGGUGUAGGAGCAGGUAUAGGAACCCUGAGGGACUGAAGCCUUUCUACCCUAUGCCUGAAGGAGGGAGGAGAGCCAGUUCUAGAACCUGGAGAUGUGGCCUUGCUUGUAGGUACAUAUGCAGCCAGCUGUGACCUCAGGCAGGAGCCGAAGGCAGAUUCCCUCCAUUCUUCCCUCUUCCGUCUCCUCCAUGCCCCCGGGUACUGCAGGAGCCAGAAGAUGUCCAGCCCAGGAUCUCACCCAGUGGGGCCAGCUGACGCAUGCCAGUGGAGCUCCAACGCUUUGUGUGGCAGAACCCAGUGUUGCCACACUCUGGUUUGUCACUGGUGGCUGUGUGCUAACAUUGUUUCAGAAGAUGACCCCUCAGGCUCUGUGCUACCUAGAACACUGGCCCUUCACAUUUGUGAUGCCUGACACACAAAUGUGUGCCUCAGGCUGUCCCUUGGGGAGAGGGGCGGGCUUGGGGAUUCAAGAGACAGAACUUGAUCUGAAGAAAGCAGAGCUUGCCCCUAGAAAGUGGCCACCAGAGAGUUGUGAAUAAGUCCCCAUGAAUUGGGCUCCAUGUGGAGGGCUGAUUAAACUAGGAAGCCGUCAUAAUCCACCCAGUGGCAGCAGUUUAUGCUCUCCCUCCCCACCGU